Molecule: messenger RNA, 3729 nt
Organism: Auxenochlorella protothecoides
Lineage: Eukaryota; Viridiplantae; Chlorophyta; Trebouxiophyceae; Chlorellales; Chlorellaceae
Product: Pre-mRNA-processing factor 40-like protein A
Exons: 15
Coding region: 1-3729 (1242 amino acids)
Biological process (GO): mRNA cis splicing, via spliceosome
Cellular component (GO): U2-type prespliceosome; U1 snRNP
Molecular function (GO): oxidoreductase activity; protein binding; RNA binding
Source: RefSeq, a predicted model, not a curated record
AUGCUGCUCCAGGAGCUCCCGGUGCCAGCGUGGCUGUCUCGCCUCGCCCAGGCUGCACCCAGGGCGGCCGUGCCCAGCGCCGCACCCUCCGGCCCUGGCUCAGCCUGGACCGAGCACACCGCCCCAGAUGGACGCAAGUACUACUACAACGCCGGGACCAAGCAGAGCGUCUGGACCAAGCCUGUGGAGCUGCAGACGCCAGAGGCCGCGCUCAAGGCGGUGGAGGCCGCCCGCUCGGGCGCCAAGGCCGGCGUGUUUGUGGCCCAGCCGGGGUCCAUCCAGACGGGCCCCACCCCCCACCACGCCACCACCGCGGAGGCCAAGGACGCCUUCAAGGCGCUGCUCAACGAGACGGGGGUUUCCAGCACCAACAGCUGGGACGAGGUGUCGCGGGCCAUCAUGGCUGACAAGCGUUUCGGCUCGCUCAAGACGCUGGGCGAGCGCAAGGCGGCGUUCAACGAGUUCGUGCAGCAGCGCCGGAAGGAGGAGGCGGAGGCGGCGCGCGCGGCGCGCAUGGCCGCCAAGGAGGGCUUCUACGAGCUGCUGGACGGCUGCCGCGCUCUGGACGCGCUGCCCAAGUUCAGCCGCGCGCGCGACGAACUGGAGCUGGACCCGCGCUGGCUGGCGGUGGCCUCGGCGCGCGAGCGCGAGGAGCUGUUCGAGGACUGGGUGGAGGAGCGCGCGCGCGCGGAGAAGGAGCGGCACCGCCUGGAGCGCAAGCGCGCACAGAACGCGCUGCGCGACCUGCUGGAGGGCGCGUCGUGGCUGGUGGCGGGCACGCCCUGGCGCCGCGCCCAGGACCGGCUGGCGGGGGUGCCGGAGUUCGAGGCGGUGGACGCCGCGGGGCGGCUGGAGGUCUUCCGCGAGGUCAUGGAGGAGGUGGAGAAGCGGGAGAAGGAGGCCGCGGCGCGGGCGCGGGAGGAGCUGGUGCGCUCAGAGCGCGCCAACCGCGCCGCCUUCCGCGAGCUGCUGGCCGACCUGCGCGCGCGCGGCGCGGUGCACGCGCGCUCGCGCUGGAGGGAGGCGCUGGCCCUGGUCGAGGCGGAACCGGCCUACCUCGCCGUAGAGCGCAACACCACGGGCUCCCGCCCCCGGGAGCUGUUUGAGGAUCUGCUGGAGGACAUGGAGAAGGCGUACCUGGAGGACCGGGCGGAGAUCAAGGCCGUGGUCGCGGAGCGUGGCCUCGUGGUUGACAUCGACUCCAAGCUGGAGGACUUCCUGGCGGCGCUGGGCAGAGCGGCCCCCGCCGAGGCAGCCCCGGCCGGCAAGGACGGCGCUGCGGCUGACGGCAUGGACCGGGGCGACGGGGAGGGCAAGGACGUCAGCGCAGGGGAGGUCACUGUCGCCCAGGGGGCACAAGCGCUGGGCGCAGGGGCCGAGCCAGCCCUGCCCGACUCCAUCCCCACCCAGAGCCUGCAGCUCUACUUCGUGGAGCAGCAGGGGCUGGCGCGGGAUGAGAUCGCGAAGAGGGAGAAGGAGCACCGGUACCAGCGCGAGGACUUUUCUCGCCUUCUACGCCACGAGCGCCGGAUAGAGGCGGAGACGCCCUGGGAGGAUGCCGUGCAGCUGCUGGAAAAGGAGCCGGAGUGGAAGGAGCUUGAGAGCCUGGAGGAGAAGCGGGAGCUCUUCGAUGCCUUCAUCGCCAAGCUCAAGGCCAAGGAGGCGGAGCGAGCGGAGCGCAAGAAGUCGCGGCGGGAUGAUGACCGGUCAGACGACGAGCGCAGGGACAGGAAGCGGCACAAGCACAAGAAGGACAGGAAGAGGCAUCACGGCGACAGUGAGGAUGAGCGGGACGGGAAGCGCGACCGGCGGAGCAGGGACAGGAGCCGCAGCGAGAGCCAACGGCGAUCGAUGGAGGAGUGCAGGGUGGUAAUCCUGGGCGCCGAAAUGGAGGCAUUGCAGCUGGUGAGCCUGCUGCCGCGCUCUCUGCAGCAGCAGUGCAUGGUGUUAGACCAUGCCGGGUCCUGGCUCAGCCGCUGGACCACGGCGUGGCGGGGACUGGGCAUCCAGCACCUGCGCAGCCCCGUGACCCAUCACCCGGGCCCCGAGCCUGGAGCCUUUUCCGCUUGGAUAGAGAAGCAGGGCAGAUCAGGGGAGCUCCUGGAAGCCGUGCCCGGCUACUCCCCCCUGCCCACAGCACGCCUGCUGGAGGACUACUGCCUGUCCAAGGUAGUGAAGGCCCUCCCGCCCUGCCUCCAGCGCAUCCGGCAGGACACCCUGGAGCGCGUGGAGCCCACGCCGUACCAAGGCACGGCUUCUGAAUCGGACGGCUGCCUGUUCAACUCGCGCCCCGAUUCAUUAUUCCUUGAUGCCUGCCAGGUCACCCACCUCCCACCUCUCUCCUUCAUGUUUGACCCAGGCGGACUGACGCUACACCUGGGCUCCGGCGCCGAGGUUCUGACCCGCGCCCUGGUGGUGUCGCGCGUCGACAGCCGCCCCCUCAUCCCGCCCUGGGCCGCAGACUUGGUCGACAGGGAGGGCACGGCGGUACGCAGCGCGCACCGCCUGCGCCUGGCCGAGGAGGAGCUGGCGGGCAGGAGCGUGGCCGUGGUGGGCGGGGGCAUGACCUCAGUGACCCUGGCGCUCGCUGCCGCGGCAAGGGGGGCGCGGGCGGUCACCCUGGUCGCGAGGAGGCCACUGAGGCAGGCGCCCUUCGAGGUGGGGGUGGGGUGGCAGGGCCCCAAGCUGAUGGUGCCCUUCGCCGGUCAACCCGACCCCGCGACCAGGCUGGCGGCCUGCCGCGCCGCGCGUGCGGGGGCCACCAUCAACGGCCCCGCCUGGGAGGUCCUGGCCGCAGCCGUGCGGCGCGGCGAUGUGGCGGUGCGGGAGGGGCGCACCGUCGAGCGCGUGGCGCGAGAGGGCGACGCUGGCGGCGGUCUGGAGGUGCGACUGGAGGCCACCCGCGGCCUGCACGGCGCUUGCGCCUCGGCGCUGCCAGCCUCCGAUCCCUCACCUGGGUCAAAUGAAGGCGAAAGCUUGACGGUGGACGAGGUGUGGGUGGCGUGCGGCGCAGCGACCGUGCCGGCCGACUCGGCGCCCUUCACCGUGCUGGACGCCCUGAGCCUCCCGGGGGGCCUAUUUGUGGGCGGGUACCCGCGCUGCGACGACGCCAGCCUUGUGCUGCCGGGCGCGCCCGUGUAUGUGCUGGGCCGGACGGCGAUGCUGGCCUGCGGCCCCACCGCAGGCACGCUGGGCGGGAACCGCGAGGCGGCCAAGCGCGUGGCGGCCAGCCUGGCGCGACUGGACAUGGCAGGCGAGAAAGCGUGGCACGCGGCCGCCGGCAAGCUGCAGGCCGCGCCGGCGCCCAGGCUGGAGCUGCUGCCGCCGCCGGAGGCGGAGGGCGCCAUGUGGCAGGCUCCCAGGAAGAAGGUGCCUGUGGCGCGGGAGCCCGACAGGAUCGAUGUGUCGGACCUUCCCCCCAAUCUUCCUCGCAAGGAGCUGGGGCAGUAUCGGAUGAUAGACGAAGGGUUUGACCUGACACUGGUACUGCAACUGGAGGAGCCAGUGACCAAGGACCAGGUGCUGCGGGUCAGGACGGCCUUUGACUGGCAGUCGCUUGAAGUGUGGGCUGUUGGCCAGAUUCAGGCCUUCCACCUGCACGUUCCCAAGCUUUGGGGCCGCAUCCUGCCGGGCAAGUGCGGCAUAAAGGUGAAUGUGCGGACCAAGAAGCUGUUUGUGUGUCUGUACAAGGAGACCGACGCCGAGUGGCGGUACCUCAAGGGCUUUUAG